Messenger RNA from Acomys russatus (golden spiny mouse), 3455 nucleotides. It is a transcript of the gene Rest, whose product is annotated as RE1 silencing transcription factor. The record is from RefSeq and is a predicted model, not a curated record. Gene Ontology annotation, cellular component: nucleus. The transcript is spliced from 4 exons. NCBI's taxonomy places the organism in Eukaryota, Metazoa, Chordata, Mammalia, Rodentia, Muridae. Gene Ontology annotation, biological process: regulation of gene expression. Bases 254 to 3424 code for a protein of 1056 amino acids.
CAGCAGCAGACCGAGCGCCGCCGAGGCUGCGGGCCCCAGACCCGGCCGGCGGGGACCGCUGCGACGGCAGGGCGAGGGCGGAAGGUCUGAUCCCGCUCCUCGGCCGCACACCGGGUCUCGCGGGCCUCGGCGUCCAACUUUUCCCCAGCCUCCCUCCCCUCCCCCGAAAGUCCAGCAACAAAGAAAAGGAGUUGGAGCGGCAGCGACGCGGGGGAGGCAGCCCGUGGGCGCGCAAGGGAAGCGGUAUACAGUUAUGGCCACCCAAGUGAUGGGGCAGUCUUCUGGCGGAGGGAAUCUGUUCACCAGUGGCAACAUGGGCAUGGCGCUAGGCAACGACUUGUAUGACUUUCAUGAGCUCUCCAAAGCGGAGCUGGCAGCACCCCAGCUUAUCAUGCUAGCCAAUGUGGCCUUGACAGGGGAAGUGAACGGCGGCGGCUGCUGCGACUACCUGGUUGGUGAAGAGAGACAGAUGGCAGAAUUGAUGCCUGUUGGGGACAGCAACUUUUCAGAUAGCGAGGAGGAAGGGCUUGAGGAGCCUGAGCUGAAAGGCCACUCUGGUGGGCUGCAGAGCGUGGAGCUGAGAGGGUUGGAGCUAAGCGCUGGAGAGCCGCCGCCGCCUCCUCCCCCUCCGCCCGUGUUCGAGGCCGCAGCCACCCCAGAAGUGUUCGGCUCUAAUAAGGACCUUCCUCCAGAAGCCUUUGGGACCGAGGACAAAUGCAAGAGUUCGAAGGCCAAGCCCUUUCGCUGUAAGCCAUGCCAGUACGAAGCAGAAUCCGAAGAGCAGUUUGUGCAUCACAUCAGGGUUCACAGUGCUAAAAAGUUUUUUGUGGAAGAAAGUGCAGAGAAACAGGCCAAAGCCAGGGAUCCCGCCUCGUCCGCUGCAGAAGAGGGCGACUUCUCCAAGGGCCCCAUCCGCUGUGAUCGCUGUGGGUACAACACCAACCGCUAUGAUCACUACACCGCUCACCUAAAGCACCACAGCAGAGCUGGAGACAGCGAGCGCGUCUACAAGUGCAUCAUUUGCACGUACACCACAGUAAGCGAGUAUCACUGGAGGAAACACUUGAGAAACCAUUUUCCGAGGAAAGUCUACACGUGUAGCAAAUGCAACUAUUUUUCGGACAGGAAAAAUAAUUAUGUCCAACAUGUUCGAACUCAUACAGGAGAACGCCCUUAUAAAUGUGAGCUCUGUCCCUACUCGAGUUCUCAGAAGACUCAUCUAACCCGACACAUGCGCACUCACUCAGGUGAGAAGCCGUUUAAGUGUGAUCAGUGCAGUUAUGUGGCCUCUAAUCAGCAUGAAGUGACCCGACACGCAAGACAGGUUCACAAUGGGCCUAAACCUCUUAAUUGCCCCCACUGUGACUACAAAACAGCAGACAGAAGCAACUUCAAAAAACACGUAGAGCUACAUGUUAAUCCAAGGCAGUUCAACUGCCCGGUAUGUGACUAUGCAGCUUCCAAGAAGUGUAAUCUACAAUAUCAUUUCAAAUCUAAGCAUCCUACCUGUCCCAGCAAAACAAUGGAUGUCUCCAAAGUGAAAUUAAAGAAAACCAAAAAGAGGGAGGCUGACUUGCACAGUAGCACCAUCACCAGUGAGAAGACAGAGACAGAACAAACAAAAACAAAGGGCGAUGUGUCUGUAAAGAGAAACGAGAAGACCAUAAAAGUAGAGCGAAAAGAUGUUUCAAAAGAGAAGAAGCCUUGUAGCAGUGUCUCGGUGGUCCAAGUGGCUACCAGAACUCGCAAGUCAGCGACCGAGACUAAAGCAGCAGAGACGAAACAUGUGGAUGUCCACACAGGAAAUACUUCAGAGAAAUCCUGUAAAGCCAGGAAGAACAAAAGAAGGAUGGAUGCUGAGGCCCGUUCCUUGGAUGUUCCUGUGAAUGAGGAACCAGUGACAAAAAAGAAAAGAAAGACAGAAAGCAAACCCAAAAAUACUACGGAAGGGCCAAAGGGGGACAGCAGAGUGGAGGAGAGUAAGGAAGACAAUACAAAGCAAAACGCUUCCCGUAAGAAAGGCGCAAAGAAGAAAACUCUAAAACAUAAGUCCAGUAAGAAAGGCAGCAGACCUGCGCAGAAGGAGGCAGGGCAGACAGAGCCUCCUCACUCCGAGCUGGCUCAGGUGUCUGCAGCUCCCAUGCUAACUCAGGUGGCUCUGACAGGAUCCACUCAGACCGAGCUUCCUUCUCCCAUGGAUGUUGCUCAGACAGGGCCUGCUCACAUGGAGGUUUCCCAGACAGGGCCUCUUCAGGUGCAGCUGCCGCCUCCCUCAGAGCCUGCCCAGGUGGAGCUGCCGUCUCCCUUGGAGUCUCCCCCUCCCACGGAGGCUCCCCAGAUGGCACCACCGCCUCCCGUGCAGCUGCCUCAGGUGGAGCCUCCUCUCAAGGAGCCUGCCCAGGUGGAGCUGCCUCAGGUAGAGCCUCCUUCUCCCGUGGAGCAUUGUCAGAAAGAGCUGCCUUCUAUGGAGCGUGUUCAGAUGGAGGUUGCCCAGAUAGCUUCUACUCACCCGGGGUCUGUUCAGAACGAGCCUCCUCCUGUCAUAGAGCCACCUCCACACGCCAAGCCUGUUGCCAAAAGGUCAUCUCCCCGGAAAGAUUCUACAAAGGAGAAGAUGCGGAGUGAGAUGUUGCGGCAGGAGCAGGCCCUUAUUGGAGUUGGCUUAGUGCCUGUUAGAGAUAGCCAGCUUCUAAAGGAAAGCAAGAGUGCACAGGAGCUGCAGGCCCCGCCGUCACCACUGCCAAAGGGAAACUCUAGAAGAGGAGAGACACCUGAGGGCCAAAACAUAGUCUCUGAUGGGGAAGGAAAUAAAAUAGCCCCCCUCAAGGAAGCAGGAACAGAGGGGGCCGGUGAGGGGGAGAGUCUGGUUGAGCUUGCUGCUUCUAAGGAAUCCACUACCAGUGUUUCUUCCUCUGAACAUGAGCCAGAUGGUGAGACAUUACAUGCUAAGUGCCAGGCAGGCUCCACUGCGCUGUGUGAGAUGGACGUGGCCACUGACCAGAACACAGCAGACAGUGUCCCUGUGAAAGACUCGACAGCGGAGCCAGUGUCGCCUCUUACCCCGUCAGUCGAACCUGAAGCAGCUUCUGCAGCUGUGAUGGCCUCACCUCCUAUCACUUUGGCUGAAAACGAGUCUCAGGAAAUUGAUGAGGAUGAAGGCAUCCACAGCCACGACGGCAGUGACCUGAGUGAUAAUAUGUCAGAGGGCAGCGAUGAUUCUGGACUACAUGGGGCUCGGGCAGUGCCACAAGAAGCCAGCUCAAAAAAUGCAAAGGAAGGGUUGGCAGUUAAAGUAUCUGAGGGAGAGUUUGUUUGUAUUUUCUGUGAUCGCUCUUUUAGAAAGGAAAAAGAUUAUAGCAAACACCUCAACCGUCAUUUGGUUAAUGUGUACUUCCUUGAGAAAGCAGCUGAGGGGCAGGAGUAGUUCAACUGAGAGAAGUGCAUGUCUCUACGUU